AUGAUGUUGAAGCGAACAUUAUGCUUUAUCUCCUUUAAAUUAUUUAUUAUUUUAUUAUCUACAUUUCUUCUUUCGUCUGCUUCUAUAAUUCGUGUGCGUGAAUCUGAAAGACGCAUCGAGUGUCCACGUGGCUGUGCUGGGGAAUGUGAUAAGUGCGAAUACGGAGUGGUAUUAUCUCAGCAAUGUGGAGUAUUGGAGUGCAGAAAGGGACCGGAUGAGCGAUGCGGUGGUCAUACUAACGGAGUCUGUGGUGAUGGAAUGAUUUGUUUGUGUGAAAGAUGUAUCGGAUGCAGUACAGAUACCCUAGAUUGUUCAAAAACCCACUUCGACCACCCUUGUCUACCUCCCGGCAUCACUGACACCAACAACGACCUGAAGUACCUGGACUUGAACAACAACCGCAUGUUUUAUGGUUAA
This is a messenger RNA of Cotesia congregata, 417 nucleotides long. NCBI's taxonomy places the organism in Eukaryota, Metazoa, Arthropoda, Insecta, Hymenoptera, Braconidae. The record is from the annotation of a GenBank genome assembly.